This is a messenger RNA of Chiroxiphia lanceolata (lance-tailed manakin), 3788 nucleotides long. Its product is annotated as maestro heat-like repeat-containing protein family member 6. The transcript is spliced from 21 exons. The record is from RefSeq and is a predicted model, not a curated record. Gene Ontology annotation, cellular component: cytoplasm. The coding region runs from base 617 to 3670 and encodes 1017 amino acids. NCBI's taxonomy places the organism in Eukaryota, Metazoa, Chordata, Aves, Passeriformes, Pipridae.
AUACUUUGGAGAACAGACUCCUUCUGACCUGGGGCAGGUGGCUGGGCUGGGGGAGGCCCCAGGGCAGGUGGCAGUGUGUUACAGGGCCCUUCGUGACACGAUGGGCAUCGCCGAUGGCAUGGAACAGGAUAGGCUGUCACAGGGCCUUUGUGACACGUGAGGACUUAGUACUGGUGGUGACGUGGCCACGCCUCAGUGCUCCUCGGAGCAUGCGACGGGACAGACGGGAUAGAGCGGUGCUGUGUGGAGCCCCCACGCAGUCAACUCCUUCCUUUCUGACCCGGAGCGUUUUGGUGGUGUUUCUGUGGUGCAGGUGUCCUCAAGGCCAGACCGUGGGAGUUGGUGACACGGAGCUUUGGCAAGGUGUCCCCAAUCCCUGUGGCAAGUGCCCUUGAGGCCGAGCUGCACAACUUGCUAACCCAUAGCGUUUCCUAGGCUUUUCUCUCAUUCAGUUGCUCUCGAGGCCAGACCGCAGGAUUGGUGACCCGGAAAUUUUCCGGGGAGUCUCCAAUCCCUGCGGAAGGUGGCCUCGAGGGCAGCCUGCAGGACUUGGUGACCCGGAGAUCUUCCGAGGUGUCUCUCUCUCUUGCGGGUACCCUCAAGACCAGACUGUGGGAUGGUAGGAAGACGCCUGAGCCUACUCAGGCCCUUUCGGAAGAAGAAGGAAGGCCCCAGGACUACCCGAGCACAGCAACCUGAAGAGGUGGAGCCGUUCCAGCCCCUGCAGGAGGAUCCAGGCCAGAACCGGACACAAGAGCAGGACUGUGUCCGUGGCCGCAUCCACAGAGCUGAUCAGAGAGUGCGGAAAUCCAUGGGCAUUCAGCGUAGAAAGACCAGGACAUCACCAACCAAGGUCAUGGCACAGCCUGACCCUACACCGACUGAGCUCAAGGCACACCCUGAUGUCGGCACCGCAUCAAUUGAUGGCACAGCAAACUGUGACAUGGCAGUGACCGAUUACUUGACAAACUCCAACACGGCACUGCCUGAGCUCACCAUAGAGGCUGAUCGUGCAGGGACUGAGGGCAUUGCAGAUGAUGACAGCAUACCUGUUGAGUACCUGCCCGAUGCUCCCAGCCUGGAUGCUCUUUGGGAGAGAGUUCUCUCUGCUCAAGUAGCCAUGGACCCAGACAGAGAAACGGAGCGGAGACCCCCCAGAGUGCCCAAGUUGGCCUGGGUGAAAAAAGGGGAGGAGGAAAGCCCUGGGGCUGCCCCAGCACUGCAGCCUAAGAAGGUGGAGCAGUUCCAGACCCUACAGGAGGAUCCAGGCCAGCACCGGACAAAAGAGCAGGACCGUGCCUGUGGCCACUUCCGCAGCGCUGAUCAGAGUUUGCAGAAAUCCAUGGGCAUUCGGCAUAGAAAGACCAGGGCCUCAUCAACUGAAGUCAUGGCAAAGCCUGACCCCAGCCCAACAGAGCUAAAGGCCAGGGCUGAUGCCCCAGGGACUGAGGGCAUUGCAGACGCAGACAGCACACCCGUUCAGCGCCUGCCUGAUGCCCCAAGCCUGCAUGUUCUUUGGGAGAGAGUUGUCUCUGUGGAAGAAACCAUGAAGGCAGACAGAGACAUGGCGCGGAGACCCCCCAGGGUGCCCAAGUUGGCCUGGGUGAAAAAAGGGGAGGAUGAAAGCCCUGGGGCUGCCUCAGCACUGCAACCUAAGAAGGUGGAGCAGUUCCAGCCCCUGCAGGAGGAUCCAGGCCGGCACCAGACAAAAGAGCAGGACCGUGCCCGUGGCCGCAUCCGCAGCGCUGAUCAGAGGGUGCGGAAUUCCGUUCCUGUUCGCUGCAGAAAGGCCAGGGCCUCAUCAACUGAGGUGUUGGCACAGCCUGAGCCCAACCUAACCAAGCUAAAGGCCAAGGCUGAUGCCCCAGAGACUGAGGGCAUCCCAGACUCUGACAGCACACCCAUUCAGCUCCUGCCAGAUGCUCCCAAUAUGGACUUUUCUGGGGACAGAGUUAUCUCUGCUCAAGUGCCAGCUCUGGUGAGGUACAUCCACCGGUGGCUGACCUCCAAUGUGUCUGCUGGGCACGUGCUGGAUAACACCCUUCUAGCACUGACCGAGGCACACCCCAUGGAUGUCGCCAUCACCCUCCUGCGCUGUGCCCCCUCGUGUGACAGAGCUGCUGCAACCAUGUGGAGGACCAUUGCCUCAUCAGGAACAACACUGGGGAAGGUGCUGCCAACACUGCUCCGCGUGAUGGAGGACUGGCCAUGGCACAGCACAUCCACCUCUGAUGGGGACAACACAGCCAUCUUUGCCUUGGCUGCAACUCUGGCACUGUGGAUGAUUCUCCAAGAGCCGCAGUGCCCAGGGCCGUUGAUGGACUAUUCCCCCCAUCUCCUCGUGGCUCUGCUGUUCCAAAUCUUCAUCAGCACAGAGCAGAUGUCAGAGGAGGUCGACACCUUCUGGAGGGGAUGCCAGGAGCAACAUGAACUUCCCACCGAUCCCAACAGGUUUGCAGUGCUGACCGUGAAGGCCCUGCUCCGCUGUCUGCACUGUGAGGAUGUGGUGAACUCGGUGGAAAACAAUCAUGGCUGGGCGAGGCUCCUCAACGCUCGCAGCCGCCGCUACGCAGCGGCUCUACUGGCCAGGGAGAUGCGCCGUGUCUCCAGCCCCUUGUGUUCCCGGAUCACACUCCACCUGCUGGAGCUGCUGCGCAGGGAGGAGCCGUGCUGGGACCUCCCUGCCAUGGCAUUCCUUGUGGAGGUCCUCGACUGCCUGGACACGAGAGAAUGUGGUGACAGGGUCCUGGAGAUCCUUUCAAGGAACUUGGGGAGCACGAACAAAAAGUGGCGUCAACUGGCACUCAGAGUCCUCGUAUCACUCAGCCAGGAUUCCGAGAUGGCCAAGAGCAUCUGGAGACUGAAUGAAAGCCUUGUGCAGCUACUGGGGGAUGCAGACAGAGAUGUGGUUUGGAUGACCCUCUCUUUGCUUGACAACGUGCUCUGGAGCAGUCUCUGGACACAGCUCCAGAAGAGAGUCCACAGCGAAGACCCCCUAAUAUCCACCCCCACUGGCCUGCAGUUGGCUGAGGCACUCCGGCCACUGUUUGACCACUAUGACAGCAGUGUGCGGGAGGGCUCCAUUGUCAUCUUCACUCUUUUGAUGAAACUGAUGGAGAGAGUGGGAAAGAGGCCCCUGAAGCCACACGUGUGCCUGAGCCUGCUCCCGCUCUACUUUCACCGGUAUGAUGAGAACCUGGUCGUGAAAAAGGCCUCUCAGAAAGCACUGCUGGCUGUGACCAGGUUCCUAAAGAGGAGGGAUCUUGGGCGCCUGGUGAACACUGAGGAGCCUUGGAAGUUUGGCGAGUGCCUGCUGAAAAGGGACCAGAGCCAAGUGGCCAAAUACGUGCACCAGGCCCUGCCGUACCUGCAGAGCCCACAGCAGCCCCUGCGAGAGGCAGCCAUCAAGUUCAUGGGGAUCGCCGGGGGGUACCUGAAGGGACAGCACAAAGAGCUACAGCUCAUCAUCGACGCCCUUCAAGCCGUGAGAGAUGACAGGAGCCCCGCUGUCUCAAACCUGGCACUUGAAAACAUCAACUUUGUUAGAGCUGUACAGAGAGCUAAAGCUCCCCCCUCCAGGUUCCAGCAGCUCCAAGACCAGCUCUGCAGGGCAUGGAACAGCCUGCCUUCUCUGUGGGGCUGUGUCUGCUGUAGCUGUGUGGAGAGUUGAUCCUGGCAGCUCUGUCUGUUGGAGACACCUGAGCCUGUGGGGAAGAUGCCUCUUCUCCACAAGCCUUUCUUUUUACCCUAACAUAGGAAUAUUAAAUAAAUAAUGUCAUACACAGAAA